AAUUCCUUCGAGAUCCAAGUUGUUACCUGUAUCAACUGUUCAUUCUUUUUUUUUGCUGAGUAAUACGCGAUGGUAUAGAGAUACCGCCAUCUGUUUAACCGUUUACCCCCUGAAGGACAUCUGGGUUGUUUCCAGUUUGGGGCUAUUAUGAGUAAAGUUUGCUGUGAACAUUUGUAUAAAGAUUUUUAUGUGAGCCUAGGUUCUUAUUUCUCUCAGAUAAACUCCCAGGAGUGAAAUUUUUGAGUCAUAUGGUCCGUAAUUACUCUGGAAUCAAUAAGCCAUGGAGUCAAAGAAAUUUGCCGUUAAAUGUGGGAAUUUUGCUGUCCUGGUCGAUCUUCACAUACAGCCACAGGGUUCAAACAAAGAUACCAGCUGGUUUUCUGAACAGAAGAAAGAGGAAGUCUGUUUACUGUUAAAAGAAACCAUUGAUUCAAGAGUCAAGGAGUACUUGGAAGUUCGUAAACAGCACAGGCCAUCAAAUACAGAAUUCACAAGAUCCAGUCCCUUGACCUUAAAAGGUUAUGGCUUUCAAAUCACAGCCUAUUUCCUCAAGAGAGGAUUACGCCUUUACUGUUUCAGGGGUUCACAGAGUACUGAGCUCCGUGUAUUUCCUGACAGAUUUGUGGUCUGUGUAAGUCAGCUUUCAUUCAGUCGUGAUCUUUUGGCAAGUCAGAAUGAAGAAUUGACGGAAGGAGCUCUCCAUGGAGCGUCUGAUUAUUUUGCUGAGUGUGCGGAGAGUCAACUUCCUCCCAGUGCAAAGCGCAAGAGAAAUGCUCUGAAAGAAAUUGUGAAAAGAACUGAAACGAACAGCAAUGUUGUGAGCAAAUCAUGGAGCAGAAGGGACAUUGUGGGAACAUCUAGUGACCCAGUGAUUGCAGAGAUAGCGAGGAGGAGGGGUGACAGUCGGGCUUCAGCCAGUCCCCUGUCAGAGUCCAUGGGACAAGCAAAAGAUUACAUAAAGGCAGCCGAGAGCCACUGGGGGCUUCCUGUUCAAGAGCUGGAAAAUGUUCAUCAGACCCAGCCUGAAGACACUAGUGGCCAGUAAAAACCUCAUCUUGGGGAGUGGUUAGAGACAGGCCUUCUAAGCAGGAGCCCUGUCUGUAGCUGUGAGUCAGCAUCACCAGGUCCAAAACAAAGUCCACAAAGGGCCAGAGCGCAACAGAAAUGCAGGAACCGCGGCUCUGCAGAAGACGUCGACCACCACAGGAGAGUUUCUCUUGGAAGCGAUCAAUUAGUCCCAAGAGAAAUCAUAGUAGAAAAAAGCAAAGCUGUCAGUGUUUUGCCAGCCCCAGAGCUGUCAAAUCCGGGGUUACUUUUGAAACGAGGUUUGGCAAAAAUGGCAUCUAAUGAAGAGUUGCAUGUUUUGGAAAAUCUCUCCUCCGGACAUCUUACAAAAAAUCAGCCAAGGCAGGCACAGCAGACCGGCUCAACCACAAACACUGAAAGAUUAUCUGCAGUCCGGGGCAGCCCAACCAAGAAAAGAAAGAAGUAUGAAAGAGGCCACUAACUUACUAACGGGGAUUGCUGAGUUGUAGUUGGGUAUGUAAUGGCUGAAGGUGCGGAAAGAGAGGGGUGUGUGCAGCUGUCCCGACGUUGAAGGAAUUAGAAUGAUUAUUUUGCAUGGAAAAUAGAGCUCCAUGUGAGGAUUCUUUUUUAACACAUUCAUCUCCGGGAGGCUAUGUGCUUUUUCUAACAACACUGCCACUUUCUCAUCAUACUUCUAUAACUAUCUUCAGAGCCCUUCACCUCGUCAAAGAUGACCCCCUUCUUGAAGGAACUGCACAAAGAAACCAAUCGUGCGCCUUCAUGACUCAUCACUGUGCAGACCAUACAAUGGGCCACAUGAAGACAGUGCUAUAUUUGGGGGGACAGUUUCUCCUUCUGUUCCUCAGCCUGAGUCAGGCAGAAGUGAAGGAACAGGCUAGUGGUCCUCAACAUCUGGUUCUGGGCCCCGCAUCACUGUCUGAAAAUGUGUUAGAAAUGCAGACCUUGGGCCCCACCCCAGACCUACUGAAUGAGAAACUCCGGGCAAUUCCAAAACAUGCUCAACUUUGAGAACCACUGGACUAAUUGAAAACUCCCUGGUGUUUGUUUCCUCCAGCCUGGUUCCCAGGGCCUCCAGCUCAUCAGCCGAGGCCCGCAUGUGGACAGGCACCCCCUCGUGUUCCGUGCAACUUGUAAAACACCUGAGUUUGGCGUCUGAGCUGCUCAGUUCCUGGUUUCUCUACGGCAUGGUGGCCGCAGCACCACAAAUCUGUUACUUACCCUAAGAAGUGCUAGAAGUUUAUGGGUCAUUUGGCCCAGCAUUAGAGGGAGACAGUGGAGGGAGAGGCUUGCUCUCUCUUGUAGCCCAGGCAUGCGUGUCCGUGUCCCUGUCCCAGCACUUGCCCCCAGCUCUAAGAUUUCAGUUAGGUUCAGGAAGGAUUAAAACCCAAGGGGAAAUCAGUGGCCAGAGUUUCCACUUUCCCAGUUGGAAGGCGUCACAGGCAGUUUGAAUUUCAAAACAGGAGCCUUCCAUUUGCAGUAUCACCCACGAAUGUCUCCAGUGGGCCUGCUGAAAUGUCACCGAGUGAAUCAUAGCAAUGACUUAUUUUGGAUGGACACCUACUAAAGAUUUUCUUAACCCAAUUUCACCCUAAAAUAGGAGAAAACCCAUAUUCAAAGGCCACCCAUCAAAUACAUCUUUUUUUUCUCCUCAACAUUGUGUGGUCCUUUGAAGUAGCACCUCCCUAGUAACAAGGAAAAUUAAGUAUAUUCCCAGAGUGUUGGAGUUAGCAGAAAAAUGACCCAGAAAACGUCCAAUGAAAUAAAAGAACAUGGAAACAGACAGAGUGUAGGUGGUUCAGAAUGCUUAAAACUAAUUGUGGUUUUGUUUCUCCUAGCUCAUUCUAUGCUUGCCUGUGACUCCUUUCCCACUUGUUAGGGUAAGACUCCUUAAGAGGCAACCAUGAAGUUCAUGAAGUUCAGUGUUGGUCACUAUGCCUAGCUGUGAACGUAGAUGUUAUUCCUUUGAUGUUCCCCAGGCUGCCUGGACACCUGUCCCCUUCUCGUGGUCCCAGACCCACCACCCCAACCAGGAACAUGGCCCUGCCCAUCGGUGUCCUUUCCUCUUCCCACAGGUUUUUCUCUGCUCUUAGCUGAUUCCAGUUAAAGCAUUCUACAGGAAAAGAGGGAGCCCAACAGAGUACUAACCACAGUGAGUCAAGUUAGUUAGUUAGUUAGGGAGCAGAUUGUAUUCAUCCAGUUGGGGUAGACAGCACAGAAUGGAAAUGCUCCACUGGGGGGCCCCUCUCUUAGAGCGGCAGCUGUUCUAGGUGUGCUCUUUCCCGAAGACAGGAGCAGAGUGUGUCGCUGAAUCUUCUUCCAACAGAAUUCUUGGAACAGUCUAAAUAGAGAGGGCCCACAUAACAACCCAGGUGACCGGCCAAGAAACAAUAAGCUCCCAGAACGGAGUCUUGAUUAAAAAGGGCAGCCAU
Molecule: messenger RNA, 3476 nt
Organism: Lutra lutra (Eurasian river otter)
Lineage: Eukaryota; Metazoa; Chordata; Mammalia; Carnivora; Mustelidae
Gene: SLX4IP
Product: SLX4 interacting protein
Source: RefSeq, a predicted model, not a curated record